Caenorhabditis auriculariae is the source of this 7712-nucleotide messenger RNA. NCBI's taxonomy places the organism in Eukaryota, Metazoa, Nematoda, Chromadorea, Rhabditida, Rhabditidae. The record is from the annotation of a GenBank genome assembly.
AUGACGGUGAUCACAAUUCGGUUGGUUGGAGAACAAGAAGAUCGUUUAUUCGAAGGAAUUGACGUGGAUAAUAAGGUUUUACUUUGAUUAUUUAUUCUGAUUGACUUAUUUUAUUUGUAUCUUUUCAGAUUCUAUACGUUGACCUAAAGAAGCGUAUUGAGACUAUUACGAAGAUUCCCCUCGACUUCCAAGAAGUCCGAUUCCGUGGUGAAAAACUAUCCGUUGUGGAGUAUCUUAUUCGAGACAUCAAGUUUGGCGAAGAGCUUGUAGUGGUAAGUCGAAUGUAUAUGUUUAGAAUGUACUGUUUAUUGCUAGGAUGUAUAAUUUUAUUUAUGACAUAUAGACAGCAUUAUAAAUUAUUAUUGUUUCAGAAACACGCAUCACUUCCUCAAUGGCAGAAUUACUUAACGAUAGUGCAAAAGUAUCGUGAAGACAAGAAAAAUCGUUCAAGGCAGGAAAAAGCUGUUGAAGCUAAUGAGCAAGCGAAACAAUCAUACGAUAUGAAGUUUUUCUCUGCUUAUGCGACAUUCUAUUCGGAUUUGCUUCGUAUGCGAGAGGAGUAUGCCGUUUUUCUGGACAAUAUUCCUGAUUUCAUCAGAGAAGCAGCCAAAACGUUCUUCACGCGCAAGUUUCAUGACAAGUUGAUCGGUGUCCAAUUCAAGGAUAAAGCCUCUGGUAUGCUGAGUUUAUUAAUCAUUGAUUUGAUUUUAAAAAUAUUUAGGUUCACGGUCUGGCACUGUCUGUACUGUUAGUUAUGAUGAUUGUCGCCACGUCUAUUAUAUCAAGACUAAUCAUAACGCAUCUAGUAUAUCGAGUAAGCUCAAUUGUAGUGAAUCAAUUUAAUCAACAAAAUCUAAAAUUUAGCUACUCAUCGUGAGCCUCUAAACAUGAUUGAGUUGUUCGUGUACAAACUUUUGGAAGUCAUGAAUAUUGGGGCCAUGAUUUAUUUUAUCCCAAAUCUGGUUGCGUCAAACAAAAUUGUUUAUAUUUGUAGCAGAGAGAUUUGUGGAUUCAAAACUUUGGCGAUGCUGGAGAAACAUUGGUAAGUGCUUUCAAAAUAUUAUGAUUGAUUUCGAGUUUCAAUAUUUUUUUUCCACUGUGUGUGUUUAGUGAUGUUUAUGAACGUGAAACUGUCAAGCACAAAGAAGAUCAUGCUAAAGCCAUCAUCCAGAUAUCUUUACUGGUACAAAUUCUUGGGAUAGGCGAUCUGAAUGCAGAAAACAUUCAUCGGAAACAGUUCCUGCUUAAAUGUUGUGGAUUUUCGAUCAGGAUUCAUCGAUAGCUCAAUUGCAUUUGGAGGGAUUAAUCGUCCAAAAUCAGCAUUAAGUUUGGUUGCCCAGCUGCGAAUGAACCUGGGAAGAUUUUCGGAUUUUUUUCAGGUUUGUGUUUUUGCAUUGAUGAAAAUCAUGAAUCUUUGCUUUCAGAGAAUGACGUACGAGGAACAGCUCAGAAUCGCAAAGGAGUUUAUUGAUCAAUGUGGAAUCAGUUUGAAGUUGGAUGAAGCGCUUGCUAAGCUGGACGAAGAUAAGGAAGUGUUCCGUCGAUCAGAUUUACUGUUUAGCAAAGGAACAGAAGCUCUAGGAGAAUACAUAACUAUUGUUCGAGAGAAGAUAACUCAAAUUUGUAAUUUAUGUUUUUGCUGUUGUUGAACAAUUGUCGAAUAAUUUAAUUUCAACACCAUCCCAGCACUCUUCUAACAUCUCAUUCCCACAUACAUUCUCCGGAAGAAUUGAGCCGUUAAUUACGAGUACUGUAUUUGUAUUUGUAGUGUAUUUCUGUGUUUUUCAUAAAAAUUUCUUGAAAGUUCUUGAUUCCUAAUGAGUUUACUAAUUCUAGGAUAUCAAGGUCGGUUAAAGGCUUUAGAUCUUUUGAAAAGCGCAUUUAUUAAGCAUUAUUUUUAUUCAAAUUCGUUAGCGCAUUUUUCUCGACCAUCUCGACCACUGGAUUUCGACCACAUUUUUUUAUAACGCACUUUUCGACCUUUUGACCAUUUUUAAAAAUAGUUGAAAAUGACACAUUUUUGAUGAGUUAAGACUUGUUUAUGUUAAAAAUAUGCCUUAAAAUGGCUUAAAAGUGUAGAAAAUCGAAGGUGGUCGAAAAGGUGCGCUGGAACGGUAUUUUAUCUAUUAUUUCCAUUCAAUGUUGAUUCGAUUUGACUCUUUAGUGAUAUGAUUUUCUUUCAAUCGUGACCCUUAUAGAGGUCUCUUCCGAAAUUUUCAAAUUGAAUUUUCUCUGAACCUCUCCCUUUCCCGCACUCUCUACUCAUCAAAACGAUAAUUUUCGAAGCUUGUUCAGAAUGAGGCUCAAAUUAGGGCCAAGAAGAACCCAUAGUCGCGUCCUUUUCGGCAUCGUCAUGGCAACCUCCAUUCCCGCCACGCCGAUUCACCUUUUAUACCUGUUUAACUCACGCUAAAAAGCCUGUUUCAAUCAGAACAAUGUCGGAUGUUGAGGUGGAUGACGAUAAAGACGACGAGAAGAUUUUGAAGGUUUGCUUUAUUUUUGUUUUAUGACUGUUGGUCUUUUUCAAGCAUUUUGAAGGCUUUUAAAGGUUUUUAGAGUAUUUUGAAUUUAUUUGAAGGUUUUUAGAGACACGGCGUUCUGCGUAGUCGAAGAAAAUGUAAAAUUUUUGAAAAUGUGGAGCGGCUUGGAAGGGUUGCUCCACCUAGAUUUACGGUAGACAGCUUGCGCGCGAACAUUUGAAUUUCUUGUUGCUCAAGUGCUUCAGGUGAUUUUUCAUUUUUAUUUCAGUUUUAUCUUCAUCUGUUUGGUUCUGAUUUACGGUAAUUAUUUUUCAUUGCGACAGCAAAAUGCGAAGGAAUUUUUGUUUUUUAAUUGUCAAUAUUAACUGCUCGGUUUUGACAAAAUUUCCCCUUUAAGCAAAAAAAAAACCCUUUCAGCAACAUUUUCUGUGUCAAAUUAAAUUUUUUAUUUGAAUCAAUCAAUCUCUUCAUUUUCGCAACAUCAGAAUGGUAUGGCGAUGAUGCAGGGGAGAAAAAAAUACCACUAGGUGGAUGAAAUAAAAGCAAACCUGUAAAGAAAAACUUUUUUUAUUUUUUUUAGUGAGUGGGGAAAGACGCAUAGAACCACAUUAAGUCAUUUUCGGCAUAAAAUUCCACGUUUUUUUACUGAAAAAAAGGACUUUAACUAAUUUUUGAGGGUGAAAAGGAAAAAAAGUGUUAAAAAAAUAAGAAAAAAACUUUCACCCAAAUGUUUUUUUCGUCAACUAGAAAAAGGAAUUGUGAAAGGAUCAAUUUUUUUCACGUCUAUAGUUUUGAAAAAACGCUAUUUUUUGAAGAAAAAAAUUAUUUUUGAAUUUAAUGAGUAUGCGAGUUAGCGUCGUUCUGUGUAUGCACAAAAGACGUCAAAUAUUACGGAAAUUGUGGGAGGGACGUCGUCAAAAGAACGCCGUGGAGAACUUUAAAAUGAUUUUGAAGAUAUUAAAAAGUAUAAUUAUUUUCGAUCGUUUCUAGGUUUUUUUUUCAUCAAUAACUAUGUUUUUCAGUAAAAUAUAACAUUAUACGUACAAUUUAUUUUUUCCAAUUAUUUUCUAGGUUUUCGUAAACCUUUUCACUUUCUUGAUAAGACCUUUCCAACCAAAAAUCUGAAAAAUGUCCCUAGAAAAGCCUUUUUCAAACCCUUCAUCACGUUUUUAGUGUUAGGGAGUUUUCUCGUUUUAAUUUGCUUUUUUUUCUAACAAUAUUCAGAAAACUUGGACUUUCAAGUAAAAUGAGUCGGUUUUUUUUUCUUUUUCAGAACCUGUCUAUCUUCUUGCUGAGUCUUCUAAAAAUCUGAAUAAGUGGCUUUUUCAAAAAUUUUGUUAUUGUUUUCUUGGUAUUUUUUCUAGUUUUAAAAGUUUCAUACGGUUUUUAGAAACGUUGAAAAUAAAUUUUAGAAUAUCUGUGAUUUUUUUCGAAAAAAACUAGCGAUGAAUUCGUGUCGAGUUUUUUUAAAGACGGUAAUUUUUCUUGGAUUUACUGUGAAUGUUUUUUUACAGAUUGUCGUUGUUGGAGACGGCGCCAGUGGAAAGACUUCAAUAUGUCAGCGUUUCGCCAAAGAAACUUUCGAUAAAUCUUAUCAUCAGGUAUGAUUUUAUCGUACAGUAUUACAUAGUUACCUAAAAGAAGCUAAUUUUAUUAACUGACUUAAAAAAGAAGUUUAUUCAUUUUUUUCAAUCUUUAAUGAUUUGUUUUCGUUUUCCGUUAUUUUUUUUUAUCCUUUUGUCUUCCCUCUUCAUUUAACAAGCUUUUUUAAUGUCAUUUGUUCCUUUUUCAUUUUUGGAGUCUUUUCCUAUGUGACAUUGCUAUUGAACAGCGUUUCAAGAUGUUUAAAGGUGCAUACGCGAAUUUAAUGAUGGUUUCGAAGAGAAAAUCAACUUUUCGUGAUAUAUUCAGGCAUCGUGCGCCUUUAAACACCUUAAAACGCGUUUGGACCAGCUAUGACCUUUUAAAGUAUUUUUGUUUACUUCAUGAAACGUUUUUCUGAUUUUUUCAGACGCUUGGCCUGGACUUUUUCUCGAGAAGAUUGAUCCUUCCCGGUGAUGUUCAAGUACAAGUUCAGGUUGGUUUCUUUUUGGGAUUUUUAUAUAAUUUGUUUGAUUUUUUUCAAGUCCUUUUUAGUCUAUACCACGCUUUAAAAGGAAAAAUGUCUUCUAGCAUUAAAUUUCAGCAUUUUUAGGCUGGCGAGCCAAUCAGAAGGCUGUUUCCUAGCUUGAAAAGGUGAAAUGAACCAAUUUAUCAUGAAAUCUUCAGGUCUGGGACAUUGGCGGGCAAAGUAUCGCCGGCGAAAUGGUGGACAAGUACGUGGCCGGGACAGAUAUCGCCUUCAUCGUCUAUGACGUCACGAAUGUCAAAUCCUUCGACAAUGUUCAAGAUUGGCUCUCUGUUGUCAAACGCGUCACAAAGAACCAGGAAAAGGUUGAAAUUUGGUUUUCUUUGGGGCGAUCUGAUUGAUUUGUAGAGUUUUAUUUCUCUUUUUUGAAAUUAUUUUUCAUUUUUCUUAUUUUUCACAGCGAUACUCUAGGGCCUCCUAGUUCCAUAAAGAAGAUUUUUACCUUCUAGACAUGGUGAAACGUUUUAGAAUCUGAAAACUACACACAUUUUGAAAAAAGGGGUUAUUUGAAGCUUAAGAAGCGUUGACUCGACUGGCAAACAGAAUUUUAAAAAUUCUUCAUUUUUUGAAAUCUGGAGGCGCUGCAGUACAUUUCAGAAAUAUUUUACCAAAAGUUCAAUCAAAGAGCGUAAAUAAUUAAGGUGUGCGUGAGAGAAGUUUUGAAACAAAAGAGAAUAACUUCCGAAAAAAUCUUUAUGAUUAUUUUCUUGAUACGAACUGUUUUCAGCUUCCUCAAAUCAUCCUCGUCGCGAACAAAACCGACCUGGAGGAGAAAAGAGUCGUUCCCAUUGAUCAGCACAACACUUUGGCCAAGAAAUACGAUAUGAAAGCGAUUUAUGUUUCGGCAAAGACCGGCGAUUCAGUUCUGCUCAUGUUCAAGUAAAAUUUUCAUUCAAAACUACAAAAAUUAUCAUUAUUUCAAGACAAGCGGUCGCUGACGUUCUCAAAAUUGUUCUCACCAAAGCCGACCAAGAAGCCGAUAUUUUAAUCGUUCAAGGAACUGUCGCAGAUGCAGCAAAGGUAUUCAAAGAAAAAUAUUUUUUUCAAAAAAGUACAAGUUUAAACGUUUUGCAGGUUCACGAAGGCGCGAAUCUUCGGAGGACAGAUCGCAGCAAAAAUACGGCUGUUUGUCUUGUUAUGUGAUUGUAAUAAACGUUACUAUCAAAUUUUUCCAUGGAAAUGGCAUGAAAAAGCUUCGAAAUUUAUUUUAGCAGGUUACGGUAUCUCCAAUGGACGCUUGCACUCCCGCAAAAAUGCAUACUCCCAACUUUUUUUUCACUUUUUUUUUCGCGCGCGCUUUCGCUUCAAUCCAUGCAAAUUUGUUCUCUCUUUUCUCUUUCUCCGUUCUCUUUGUUUUCCAAUCCAUUGUAUUAGUUCUUCCGCGUCUGGUACAAUUUUCGCUCCGAAGAAUUUUGAGUUGAGAAGAAAAAAAAAUUCUGCCGUAAAUUCCAUCUUUUCUCUGUUCGUUUCCUUGACCAGUAUACUUUUUUACAACUGCUAAAAACUUUACUUGUUUUGCAGAAAUGUCAGAGUUAUUCCUUGGCCAUUCAUAUUGAGUUGAGAGGUGUGUAAUAACGGCGGAGAUGUCACGUUUUGACGAUUCGUUUGACCCGACGUUCCAAUCGACGUCAAAAGUUUGUCACUUUCUGUUUUUUGUGAGAGAAAAUGGAGUAAUUGUAGAAAAUAAACAUGUAUUCGGCGUCGGAACGGGAUAAACGAUUAGACGAGACUUCCUAUGACAAUUAUCCGGACGAUCAUCACGUCGCCCAGGAUUUUAGUAAAGAGGAGUUGGUCCGGCUGAUCGUUUUGAUGGAGGGAGAAUUGGAAGGUCGCGAACAGGUCAUCGACCACUUGAAGGUUAGAUUUUGGUAUUUUUCAUGGGUUUUGUUGCGAAAAAAUCCCUGGAGAUUCAUUAAAAUAUUUUAUUUUGAGCUUCUUAAUGCGUCAGAUUUUUUUAUCAAUUUGCUUGAAAAAGGCGUCAGAGAGUUCCCUUUGGUCUAAAUAGCUUUUUUUCUCAAAUGUGUAAAAAAAUCUUUAUAUAUAAAGAUGUGACUGCACUUGAAAAAAAUUUUUACAGUUAGAAAAAAAUUUUUCGGCUCAGUUUCCUUAUAAUAAUUCAAUACAUACAAAAAAAUGAAUCAAAGAAUUGUUCAUUAUGAAAAAAUUACCGAAAUGGAUAAAAAAAUGUUUCUCUCUUCAAUUUUCACUGAACUUUUUUUAAAGAAUCUUUUUUUCCAACCUUUGAAGAAUUUUUUUCAGAAAAAAAGUCUUUUGAGGGGUUUUUUUCAGUGAGAAAUUCAAAAAAUAUUGAGUUCAUUUUAGAAAAAAUCCAAAUUGUUUCCAGAAAGAACGAACGAAAAUUCUAUUGGCCGAGGCGAAAUACGGCAAACUCAGCGUAAAUGAUCCAUUUUCGGCUUUGAGACGAGAUUCGGCGGUAACCGAGGAGUACUUCGACGAGCAGCAAAUCGGUCAAAUGUACGAAUCUCAGGUGAUUUUUAUAAAUUCGUCCAUAGUUUUGAGGUAAAAAUUUUUUUUUAAGGUUGCCCAGCUUGAUCGGCUCAUCGCCACGCAGAGGAAGCUUCAGAACAAAUCGAAAUUGGUAAAUAUUGUUCAUUUUUUUUAUAUUUUGUGCAAAAUUAUAGGUUUUUUUUUACGGUUUUGACUAGUUUUCAGGGUUUUUCAUAAUUAUUCGAAACUUUGAGUUUUUUUCAAAAAGUUUUUUUAAAUUUUGAUAUCUUUUUUUCUUUCUUAAUUUUUUUACUUUCAUUUUCUAAUACUUUUUUUAAAAAAACUGUUCUUUUUUUCAACAAAAAAAUUUGAAUUUUUUUCUUCAUUUUACCAUCAUUUUCAAACAUUAUAUCAAUUGAUUUCCUGAUUUUUUUACCUUUUAUUUUAUGGUAGUCUUGCAGGAAGACUUUUUUUCUUACAAAAAUUUCUGAAAUUUAAGCUCCUUUUUCCUUGUUUUUUUCGAUUUUUUUAAAUUUUAAUCUAUUCACCGAUUUUCAACCUAACUUCACAUUAGUUUUUUUCAAAAAAAUUGUAUUUUUUUACUCAAAAUUUUCGAAUUUCAGCUCCUUUCUGCCACUGAAAAAAACGGCAUUUGA